AGCCCCUCAACCAACCCCCUCAAGUCACCCUACACCCCAACACUUUCAAUUUGUAUUUUUCAUCUUUACAACUAAGAUAACCGACACUUCUUUUCUUCUAAUCAAUCUCUAGACACCAGUUUUCUUAAACUAAAACAAAGCCAGAACAAGCCUAUAUAUAGCUACAUAUAUAGCAAAAGCUACCAAAUCUCAACCGUAGAAUCCACCAUGACACUAAUCAGCUUGAUCAUGUUUCUCAUGAUCGUCAUGAUCUCUUUAUUUCUUGGAAAUGCAGAAUCUCUUAGCAGAGUUGAUUUCCCAGAUGGGUUUAUUUUUGGAACUGCUUCUUCAGCUUACCAGUUUGAAGGGGCUGUAGAUGAGGGGAAUAAAGGAGUUAGUACAUGGGAUACAUUCACAAAAAAAUCAGGGAGGAUUUUGGACUUCAGUAAUGCAGACACAGCCGUUGAUCAAUACCAUAGAUUUGAGAGUGACAUAGACUUGAUGAGGGAUUUGGGAGUGGAUGCUUACAGAUUUUCAAUAUCAUGGCCAAGAAUUUUUCCAAAUGGAACUGGAGAAUACAACCCAGAAGGAAUACAAUACUACAACAACCUCAUAGAUGCUUUACUUCAAAAGGGAAUAAAGCCUUUUGUGACUUUAUAUCACUGGGAUUUACCACAAAUGCUUGAAGACAGAUAUGAAGGAUGGUUGAACAAACAGAUUAUAAAAGACUUUGAGCAUUAUGCUAUCACAUGCUUUAAAGCUUUUGGAGAUAGAGUCAAACACUGGAUCACCUUCAAUGAACCACAUGGUUACUCACUUCAAAGCUAUGACUUAGGCAUACAAGCUCCUGGAAGAUGCUCUAUUCUUGGCCAUUUGUUUUGUAAGAAAGGAAAUUCAUCAACUGAACCUUAUAUUGUAGCUCACAAUAUUCUCUUGUCUCAUACUGCUGCUUAUCAUAGCUAUCAAAGAUAUUUCAAGGAGAAACAAGGAGGUAAAGUAGGAAUAGGCUUAGAUACCAAGUGGUAUGAACCCAUUUCGGACAGCGAAGAGGACAUUGAUGCAGCAAAUAGAGCAAUGGAUUUUGGGCUUGGAUGGUUUCUUGAUCCACUUCUUCUUGGUGACUACCCUCUUUCUAUGAGGAAACUUGUGGGAGAGAGGCUACCAAAGAUCUCACAACCAAUCUCAAAGCUCUUGGUGGGGUCUCUAGACUUUGUUGGUCUAAACCAUUACACCACAUUCUACGUGCGAAAAGACAAGACGCGAAUUCGAAAGUUCGUAUUGAAAGAUGCUAUAUCAGAUGCUGCUGUCAUUACAACAGCAUACAGGAGAGGAGUUCCAAUUGGAGAAAGAGCAGCCUCUCGUUGGUUACAUAUAGUGCCAUGGGGGAUCAGGAAGUUGGCAAGAUAUGUGAAGGACAAGUAUGGGAAUCCCCCAGUAAUAAUCACAGAAAAUGGUAUGGACGAUCCAAACCGACCCUUUGUGCCAUUGGACAAGGCCUUAAAGGAUGAGAAGAGAAUAAGAUUUCACAGAGAUUAUUUGUCAAACUUAUCUGCUGCUAUAAGACAAGAUGAGUGCGAUAUUCGCGGCUAUUUCGUCUGGUCACUGCUUGACAAUUGGGAAUGGAACAUGGGCUACACAGUCAGAUUCGGACUCUACUAUGUGGACUACAAGAACAACCUUACAAGGAUUCCAAAGGAUUCUGUUCAAUGGUUUAAAAGAUUUCUCCGGCCGAAAAGAGAUUUAAAAUACCAGAUAAUCUGAAAUCGUUCCUUAUAACAUGAAUAGCUAUUCAAUUAAUUCUUUGUAACCUGAAUAACUAUCCAAAUAAUUUCACAAAAUCUACCUAAUUUUAGAAGGCCGCGAUUACACCAUACACUUAAACUUCUUUAAAAUAAUCACAUUUCAGAAGACUGCUUAAGCUUUACAAAAUCCUCAAAAUUCAAUAUCAUGGCAAAAAAGACUUUGAACAGUAAGCUGUGUCACCAGAUGAUCUAUUUUUGGACAUUUGUUUUGUAAGAAAGGAAAUUCAUC
This is a messenger RNA of Morus notabilis, 2010 nucleotides long. RefSeq names its product putative beta-glucosidase 41. Gene Ontology annotation, molecular function: beta-glucosidase activity. NCBI's taxonomy places the organism in Eukaryota, Viridiplantae, Streptophyta, Magnoliopsida, Rosales, Moraceae. The transcript has 13 exons. The coding region runs from base 208 to 1740 and encodes 510 amino acids. Gene Ontology annotation, biological process: carbohydrate metabolic process. The record is from RefSeq and is a predicted model, not a curated record.